AGACCCCACCAGUCUUCUCUCUCAUCACCACUCCUUUAAAAUCAACUCCCUGACUCCUACCCCCAUUAAUGCCUCCAUAAGAAACUCCUCCCCCUUCCCAACCCAAUAGGGGAAAAAAUCGAUCCCAUUCCAUUCAAACUACAUUUCCAAUACAACAACAUUCAACACACAUUUUCCGGUCAGAAGAAAAAAAAAUAAAAACAAGCCCCCAUCAAAGCACAAGAACUCGAAGAAAUGGGCAAGAAAAUGAAAUUCCCAUUUCUCUUCAAAACCGCAGAAGAAGACACAACCACCACCAUUACCACCGCCGCUUCCUGGCAGUGGCCGUCCUGUGGAGCCAACAAAACCCUCUCUUUCCGAGCCCCCGGUGGCGACGUCUUCAAGACCAUGAACUCCGCCUACGACACCGCAACGGAGCCGGAGGAUCCCGGCGGCGGCGACCCGGUGGAGGCCGUGAUCAGUGGGUUGCGGACGGCGGAGCGGCUGUUUUUCGAGCCGGGGGAGACGAGUUCGAUUCUCGGGGAGCUGAAAACAACCGGUCAGGUGCAAAUUUGUCCGGACAAAGAAGAGAGCAGCAGUGGCAGCGGUGGCGGCGUGCUGGUGGCGAUGGACUCGAUGGACCCGUACGCGGACUUCAAGACGUCGAUGGAGGAGAUGGUGGAGGCCGAAGGGCUGAAGGAGUGGGAUCGGCUGGAGGAGCUUCUGGGCUGGUAUUUGAAGGCCAAUGGGAAGGAGAAUCAUGGGUAUAUAGUUGCAGCCUUUGUGGAUUUGUUGGCUGGUCUUGCUUUCAGCACUACUACGACUACUACUUGUUCUUCUUCUUCAACUACUUCGUCGGAUUCCGAUGACCGAAAUCGAGAUCGGUCUUUUUCUGUCAUUACUAGCACGGCUUGUUCUCUUAAUUCCCCAUUGUCAUUUUCUUCUUCCACUAGUACCACUCCUUGUUUGUCUUCUUCAUUGGAAGCAGAGGAUGAGAUUCAUGACAAAACAGUAGUGGAUAGUAAUGGAUGUUAAAUUUUGCGUCCAUGUGUAGUGCAAUGGUAGUAUUAAUGGUAACUUCAUUGACUCUC
Molecule: messenger RNA, 1070 nt
Organism: Rhododendron vialii
Lineage: Eukaryota; Viridiplantae; Streptophyta; Magnoliopsida; Ericales; Ericaceae
Product: transcription repressor OFP15-like
Exons: 1
Coding region: 235-1014 (259 amino acids)
Biological process (GO): negative regulation of DNA-templated transcription
Source: RefSeq, a predicted model, not a curated record